Fraxinus pennsylvanica is the source of this 684-nucleotide messenger RNA. NCBI's taxonomy places the organism in Eukaryota, Viridiplantae, Streptophyta, Magnoliopsida, Lamiales, Oleaceae. The record is from the annotation of a GenBank genome assembly.
AUGGCCGCUGCCGCUGCCACUGCCACCACAUUCUCAGAAUCCUCCGCUUUUAAACUCCUCAAUCCACAACCGCACCACCGCAUCACUAGCCCUCUCCGUUCCACCACAACCACCCCCGACGCCGCUUCCACCGUUACUACAUUCCACGGGCUCUGCUACGUUGUGUGCGACAACAUCGACACUGACCAAAUCAUCCACGCCGAGUACCUCACUCUCGUCCCCUCCAACCCUGAUGAGUACGAGAAGCUUGGUUCUUACGCCCUCAUUGGCCUUCCAUCUUCGUACGAAACUCGCUUCAUUGACCCGGGGGAAACCAAAUCCAAAUACUCCAUUGUGAUUGGGGGAGAUAAUUUCGGCUGUGGCUCGUCCCGAGAGCAUGCCCCUGUAGCCCUAGGUGCCUCCGGAGUGGCUGCUGUUGUAGCUGAGUCGUAUGCUCGGAUUUUCUUUAGGAAUUCCGUGGCCACUGGGGAGGUUUAUCCACUGGAGUCGGAGGGAAGGCUGUGCAAUGAGUGUAAGACUGGGGACGUUGUGACCAUUGAGAUUGGGGAGAGUGACAGCAAGUUGAUUAAUCAUACCUCUGGCAAGGAGUAUAAGUUGAAGCCAAUUGGGGAUGCUGGGCCUGUGAUUGAGGCUGGUGGGAUUUUCGCCUAUGCAAGAAAGACUGGAAUGAUUCCUUCGCGCUAA